Ictalurus furcatus (blue catfish) is the source of this 5195-nucleotide messenger RNA. It is a transcript of the gene stard13b, whose product is annotated as StAR-related lipid transfer (START) domain containing 13b. Gene Ontology annotation, biological process: actin cytoskeleton organization; regulation of Rho protein signal transduction; signal transduction. The transcript is spliced from 14 exons. Bases 1799 to 5056 code for a protein of 1085 amino acids. The record is from RefSeq and is a predicted model, not a curated record. Gene Ontology annotation, molecular function: GTPase activator activity; protein binding; lipid binding. NCBI's taxonomy places the organism in Eukaryota, Metazoa, Chordata, Actinopteri, Siluriformes, Ictaluridae.
AAAGAAUAUAGACUGGUUCAUGUAUCGCAGGCCGCUAAAUACGCCACGCUGAAUCAUGCUCUUUGUCUGGUUCUACCACGAGUGGUAUGUGCCAGUCAGGGAAUGAGGGAGGGGGAUGUGUUUAACUUGGUGCUAUGCCCAUUUGUACCUUAUUCAUAUACCUACAUAGUCUCUUUCUUUCUUUCUGUCUGUCUUUCUUUCUUUCUAUACGCACAGCUGACUGCUCAACAAGCUUUUUUUCCAAGGACACACACUAUUUAAUAGUGUUAGAGUACUCCUGGAUUCACAAAUGUGACUUGUAAGUCAUUCUUGGUAUACUGAGGUCUGAUUCUACAGUUGAGCUCAAUUUGCUAAUGUUAGUGAUGAGCACAAUGUAAGGUGAAUAUAUAUAUAUAUUUUUUUGUACCAGUGUUAAACAGAUAAAUUCUCGCUGAUGAUUUAUUUCCUAAAUUGAGACUAAUACUGAAAUUCCCACUCAUGCCAGUCUGGGACAGAUGCGCGUUUGCUUACUCGCCGGUUAGCUAGCUAACUCGAAUGUUAGCUAAAUGAAUGUUUAGCUCUGGGUAUGGUGCUGUACAGUAUUCGAGAAGUUUAGCUGCUGUUAAAUAAAACACUGAGAAUGUGAGAGUUUAAAAGGAGACUUUGACACAGAAAUCCUAAAAAUGUAUGAUUAGUAGCUUACUAGCUUGCCUUUAGUAGCUAGCUUGAUUACUAGCUACAGUUAGCUAGCUGGCUAAUUAAGUUGGCUAGUGAUAUUAGGCUUUUAGCUUUGUAUAUUCAUAGAUCUUGGUAUUUUUUAAUGAGGGAAAAAAUGUUUUAGGCAUUUCAUUGGCUUCAAACCAUAAAAUGAUUUAUUCUACACAUGUGUAUGGUUUAAAUUGAUUUUGUUUUGAAUAUGAGUGAGUUAAAUUUGACCUCAGCCAGUGUUUGUGUGUUAAAACUGCUUUUUCGUGACAUAUGCACUUUGCUCGGAAUGUUUUUUUUUUUUUUCCUGUGUUGUGGACUGAAUAAAUCUUUUCAUUUCUUCUUCUCAUAUUUUUUUUAUUUGAUUUUUUUAAAAAAUUUCUUUACUGAUAAGAUGUGUCUGGUGAUAAACACAGGCGUGCUCCUGCUGGAUUAAUGAAUGCCAUUGUUUUGGAGUCAGCGGUUUGAGGUUUUCCUGUGUGGCUUAUUCUGAUGCGUGAAAGCUCAUCUAGCUGUGAAAACCUGCUCUACCGCCUCGCGAGGCGAGGCAGGGGGCGCAGGUUAACCUGGUUUACUUCUUACUCAGCCUAAAACUGCCACACUGCUCUGCGUUUACCUUCUCUCAUUCUCUGUCGUCAGCUAACACACUCCUCCUGAAUAAACUUGGCACCUGCAUGGGGCUUAACAGCGGCAGGUUUGUUCUUCAGACGAGGGUGGCGUCUCGGCUCGCGCUGUUUUUCUUUACCCUCCCGUGCAUCAUCCCCCCUCCCCCCCCAACCCCCCCCCCACCUUCUCCACACUGUCAGCUCACGAGCAUUCCUCUGGUAUUUAUAUUUCCCUCCCUCGACUCGCCGUGCUCACACAGACCUCGGAUUCAGUUCGGCCUGAAGGGACGGCCCCUGUGUGUCCCACGUCCUCGUUGGCUCCUGCGUAGUCACGUGGCUGAAAAAAAGGAGGCGUUCCUGGUGCUCCUCCCGGAUUCUGUCGAGAUUUUCGGUCUCGUUUCUCACACGUGCAAGGCACUUGGCGGACACACUUGUGCAACCGGUGUUUUUAUUUGUGGUGUUUGCUUUACAAGGAGAACAGCCAGAUUUGGGCAGAGCUUGCCGUAACCAUGUUCAGGAUGCUGCCCGAGGCUGACAGCAGCGAGUGUUUGGGUAGUAUGACCCCAGAGACGCAGGACAUCUACCUGAGGUUGGACCACCACCGGCGACGUUCGGGGUACAGGCUGGGCCGAAUCAUCGCCCGCCAACAGCUGCUCAAGAGGAUAGCUGCAGAGAUCGAAGCGAAGGAAGCUUGCGAGUGGCUCCGAGCUGCAGGUUUCCCGCAGUACGCGCAGCUUUUCGAAGAUUCACAGUUUCCCAUCGACAUCACUCCUGUAAAGAAAGAUCACGACUUCUUGGAUAAAGACCUUGUGGAACCUUUAUGCAGGCGACUCAACACGUUAAACAAGUGCGCCUCUAUGAAACUGGACGUGAAUCUUCCCAAAAAGAAGAGUGAGGACUCGGACUCAGAUGACUUGUUUGCCAUUAGCGACAAAUGGACCUUUGAAUGGAGCAGUCGUCGUUGGUCCCGUCUCCUCGAUGAGGCGGGGCCCAGGGAGCCAGUGGAGGAGUCCGUUCUUCGAGCCACACCCAGCAGCGAGAGUGUCCUGACAGACCUGAGCGAGCCUGACGUCUCAUCCUUGCACAGCGAAAGCAGCAGUGGAAGCGCAGGAGUCCGAGCUCACAGUGGAGACGACUCGGACGGCUCGCGCCGUGCCUGCUCAGACUCAAAUGCCAUGCUCAAGCUAGGGAUUGCCCAUCAUUCCUCAGACCAUCCUUGCUACUCCUCACUUCCUGUCAAGCAUGGCAAGCUGGGCCGGAUGCGGGCCAAGGACUUCCUGCGACGCAUGGAGACUCUGCGGUCGCAUGAGGCAGCAGAAAAUGGGCGCAGGACUUUGGUGAUCAGUGCUCCCAUUCUUCAACAUGAACCUGAAGCCUUGAAGGCUCUCCAGUGUGUGGAGAUUAAUGGCCAUGGUGUCUCAAGUUCACACUCGAGCAGUGAAGGUAGUAGCAGCCAAUCCGGUGGCAGCACUGUCAGCACUCCAAGCCUGAAGGAACGCAAAGCCCACCGUGCUGAGCACAAGCGCAGUGGCAUGUACCUGGAUGACCUGGAUGUCUUCUCUGGAAUCGUUCAGGGUAAACGCAAUGAAUUCCGCUCUUACGAAGACCUGGUAGUGCACAUCCCGAAAGACCACAAACCUGGAACCUUCCCGAAAGCUCUUUCCAUUGAGAGUCUCUCACCCACAGCUACACCUCUCAGCAUGGCUCUUGAAGCCCAGCGUCAGCCCAGCAUGAAAGAGCAUAGACCUGUUACACAGUGCUGCUCACGUGGUAGCCGCGUCAGCAUCUACGACAAUGUGCCCGGGUCACACCUCUACGCCAGCACCGGGGACCUCAUCGAUUUGGAAAAAGAGGACCUGUUCCCACACUUGGAUGAUAUCCUACAGCACGUGAAUGGCCUGCAGCAGAUUGUGGACCACUGGUCCAAGAACGUUCUGCCUACUGGAGAGAGUGUGGAAAAGGGCAAAGUGGAGCAGGAUGGGAACAUGCAGUCCUCGAGUAACAUCACGCUGGAUUUGGAGGGUCACUCAGUGCUGGAGGGGCAGGUUACCCCCAGUGACGGGGAGAGGGAUGGUGUUUCACUUAAUGAAACUGAAUCUACAGGAAUUAGAGAGAGGAGAGACUCUGGGGUUGGUGCUUCGCUCACCAGGCCAAAUCGUUUGCGAUGGCCGAGUUUCCAGAUCUCCAACCGCCUCAGCCAUUCAGUGGCUUCCCUACAGAUCACCAACCAAUCCGCAGGACAGCUCAGCCUGCUGCAGAGGUUCUCUCUGCUGCGGCUCACUGCCAUCAUGGAGAAGUACUCCAUGUCUAACAAGCAUGGCUGGACCUGGUCAGUGCCAAAGUUCAUGAAGAGGAUGAAGGUUCCUGACUAUAAGGAUAAGAACGUGUUUGGUGUUCCCCUCAUUGUGCAUGUCCAGCGUUUCGGUCAGCCUCUACCUCUGGGCCUCCAGCAGGCUCUCCGCUACCUCAGGAGCCAGUGUCUCGACCAGGUGGGACUCUUCCGCAAGUCUGGAGUGAAAUCUCGCAUCCAGGCUCUCAGGCAGAUGAACGAGAACUCUCCGGAGGAUGUGAAUUAUGAGGACCAGUCCGCCUACGAUGUGGCCGACAUGGUCAAGCAGUUCUUCAGAGAUCUUCCCGAGCCGCUCCUCACCAGCAAGCUGGGAGAAACUUUCCUCCAUAUUUACCAGUACGUGCCUAAGGACCAGCGGUUGCAGGCGGUCCAGGCAGCCAUCAUGCUGAUGUCCGACGAGAACAGAGAAGUCCUGCAAACCUUGCUGUGCUUCCUCAGCGAUGUCACUUCCUCUGUGCAGGAGAAUCAGAUGACACCCAUGAAUAUUGCCGUGUGUUUAGCGCCCUCCCUUUUUCACCUCAAUAUCCUGAAGAAGGAAAACCUCUGUCCAAGAACCAUGCAGAAGAAAUACGCCACUGGAAGACCUGACCAAAAGGACCUGAAUGAGAACCUGGCCGCCACUCAGGGUCUGGCACAUAUGAUCACAGAGUGCAACCGGCUAUUCGAGAUUCCCCAUGAAAUGGUGACGCAGUCGCGAAACUCGUACGUGGAGGCGGACCUGCAGGCCCCGACGCUGGAGGACUUGUGUAAGCAGCAGCAGCAUGAGGAAGAGGAGGAGGACGAAGGCUCCUGGCCUGUGCACUUAGACUCCCGACUUCAAGUCCUGCUCAAGGAGGCGCGAGACAAAGCCAAGGGCUGGGUGUCCUGCCAAAGCUCCAAUAACACCGAACUCGCAUACAAGAAGGUAGGUGACGGGAACCCGUUGCGGCGCUGGCGUGUCUCAGUAGAGGUGGAAGCUCCUCCAUCUGUGGUGCUGAACCGCGUACUGCGAGAGCGCCACCUGUGGGAUGUGGAUCUGCUGCAGUGGAGAGUGUGUGAAGUGCUGGACAAGCAGACUGAGGUCUUCCAAUAUGUCCUAAACCGCAUGCCCCCACACCCCAGCAGGGACUUUGUAGUUCUCAGGUCGUGGAGGACAGAUUUACCUCGGGGCGCAUGCUCGCUCGUGUCCGUCUCCAUCGAGCACGACGAGUGUCCUCUCGUAGGUGGUGUGAGGGGCGUCGUGCUCGAGUCUGGCUACCUGCUGGAGCCCUGCGGAUCGGGCAAGUCUCGGCUCACACACAUCUGCAGAGUGGACCUCAAAGGCAGAACUCCAGAAUGGUACAACAAAGCGUUCGGUCACCUGUGUGCCGCCGAGGCCGCCCGUAUCCGCAACUCCUUCCAGCCCAUCCAUGCAGAUGGACCAGAGACUAAAAUCUGAGUCCCACGAUGCCUUUCUGCAUGAACGGACGUCUCUGUGAGGGACACCCAGGACCCGGGACACCCUUCAGCCAAUGCUGUGACUCUUAAGAUGCCCAAAGUGGAAAUAAAUAAAUAAAUAAAUAAAUAAAUAAAUAAAU